This is a messenger RNA of Pecten maximus, 7105 nucleotides long. RefSeq names its product ubiquitin-conjugating enzyme E2 Q2-like. Lineage: Eukaryota; Metazoa; Mollusca; Bivalvia; Pectinida; Pectinidae. Bases 83 to 1066 code for a protein of 327 amino acids. The record is from RefSeq and is a predicted model, not a curated record. The transcript has 9 exons.
UCUUGCAACACGACAUGAAAAAGAAGGCGACACUCCACUGACAGAACGUUUUCGUUUUAGGCCUAUAAGCUUUUCAGAAAAUAUGGAGUUCCCACAAUUGCUAAUAUCUUCAGAAGCUUGGUCAGAAAAAGGCGGAUCAAAAUUCAAAGUUUUAUCUUCUGACGAGGAUGAGAAAAAAGUUGUAUUCCAUGUACCCGAUACUGACAUUACGUUCCACUUGUCCAUAUGCGACAGUUCUGAAGAUAAGACAAAAUUGAUGGUGUGGAGUAACAAUGACAAGGUGCUGCCUUACUUAAACGAUGUAAUGGAGUUCACAGAGUCAUGUGACAAAUCCGUCCAUGAAGUUCUGGACAAGGUUAAUGUGUGUCUCAAACAGUUGGUGACAACUGCCUUAGCUGAUGAUGACAAUGAUGAUGAUGAUGAAGGUUGUGGAUCAGAUGAUAACGAUGAUUAUGAUGCCUACUAUGACAAUGAAGAUUUAGAUGCAAACGAAGAGGAAGUUCCCAAAGUAAAGGACUCUAAUGCCAGCAGUGAGGAGGAAGAUGAAGACAACUUCUUUGGUGCCCAGGGAUCAACAGCAGCUGUCCAGAGACUUUUAAGAGAUUUAAAAGGAAUGAAAGAGUCCCAUAAAUUUGGAAUUGAAGGACGGCCGAGGGGAGAUAACCUGUUUCUUUGGGAUGUAAAAUUGAAAGAUUUCCCUCGAGAAUCAAAGCUAGGGAAAGACCUGCAAAUUUUUGCUGACAAAUUCAAGAGAGAGCCAGCAGUCUAUGUAGAGAUGCAUUUCCCAGGAGAAUAUCCAAUGAAGCCUCCAUUUGUUCGAAUUUUGCGUCCAAGGUUUAAAUUUUUAACAGGUCAUGUGACCAUAGGCGGUAGCAUCUGUAUGCAGAUGUUGACAAAUUCCGGUUGGACACCAACUAAUGAUAUCGAGGCCAUCCUUGUUCAGAUCCGUUCAGAGAUUAUGAGUGACCCAAAUGCCCAGCUGGAGAGGAACGAUUCAGAUCGUGCCUAUGGGGAACAAGAAGCCAGAGAUGCAUUUACACGUAUGGUGAAAAGAUAUGGAUGGUGAAAAGAUACGGAUGGUGAAAAUAUUACAAACUGUUGGUUGAUACCAAUAAGAACCACAUUCCUAAUCAUGAAGUUCUGUCAUUGUGUGGUGAUUACCAUUGCUGCCAUCCUCAUCUGUCACUGACUAUGCCCCACACACAGCGGAGGACUCACUGAGACUCGCUGAGAGUCUGAUACACUCCAAUGUGGAAUGAUAUGUAACAUUAUUUCUAGGUCUCCUUCACAAACACUGAGUACGGAUCUGUUGUUUGUUUUUUUCAGUUGUUACUGAAACCAAAUUUACAUUUUCAUGAAGAAAUCCAUAGAUAUGGUGAGUCUUGAGCUGUAAGAUAUAAAAUUUUCUCAGUGUUGAUAGCUGUAUUGUUAGCUUGGAGAUUUGUUUAGUCCUGUUUGUUGAAUGUGAGAUUGUCUGAAGAUUUGACUGUGAAAUUGUCUCAGACUUGAUUGUAAGGUGUGAGAUUGCCUCAGAUUCGAUUGUGAAAUGUUAGAUUGUCUCGGACUGACUGUGAGAUGUGAGAUUGUCUCGGACUGACUGUGAGAUGUGAGAUUGUCUCGGACUGACUGUGAGGUGUGAGAUUGUCUCGGACUGACUGUGAGAUGUGAGAUUGUCUCAGACUUGACUGUGAGAUGUGAGAUUGUCUCGGACUGACUGAGGUGUGAGAUGGUCUCAGACUUGACUGUGAGAUGUGAGACGGUCUCGGACUUGACUGUGAGAUGUGAGAUUGUCUCGGACUGACUGAGGUGUGAGAUGGUCUCAGACUUGACUGUGAGGUGUGAGAUUGUCUCGGACUGACUGAGGUGUGAGAUUGUCUCAGAUUUGAUUGUGAGAUGUGAUAUGGUCUCAGAUUUGAUUGUGAGAUGUGAUAUGGUCUCAGAUUUGAUUGUGAGAUGUGAUAUGGUCUCAGACUGACUGUGAGAUGUGAGAUUGUCUCGGACUGACUGAGGUGUGAGAUGGUCUCAGACUUGACUGUGAGAUGUGAGAUGGUCUCGGACUUGACUGUGAGAUGUGAGAUUGUCUCAGACUGACUGUGAGGUGUGAGAUGGUCUCAGACUUGACUGUGAGGUGUGAGAUUGUCUCGGACUGACUGAGGUGUGAGAUUGUCUCAGAUUUGAUUGUGAGAUGUGAUAUGGUCUCAGAUUUGAUUGUGAGAUGUGAUAUGGUCUCAGAUUUGAUUGUGAGAUGUGAUAUGGUCUCAGACUGACUGUGAGAUGUGAGAUUGUCUCGGACUGACUGUGAGAUGUGAGAUGGUCUCAGACUUAAUUGUGAGAUGUCAGAUUGUCUCAGAUUUGAUUGUGAGAUGUGAGAUCAUGACAAUGAUUAUAAGAAAUGAUACCUGUUCGAACUUGCUUUAUAAUGUGGGAGAUCAGUGUAUCAAUCCAGACCCAAUGUUCAGUCAUUGAACUACACUAACUACAUAAUGCACUAGUCUAGCAGAAAUCUGGUAGUCUGAGAUUUUGUAAAGGGAUUUAGAGCACAAACUAAGUGACAAAUAUUUUUUUCGCUUCAUUUUUUCUACAAUGUUUCUUUUGUAAUGGCCGCUCCCUUUAAAAUCCUAACAAAUAAACAAAAACAAAACAUACACACACACUCCCACUUGGAGGGUCAUAUGGUAGCGACUUUGUUGUGUAUCUAUCAGUGUGAAGGUCAGUCAGUGUGAAAAGUUCGCAAUGUUUCUCACAUACUUCAUGGAGUGAUACCAUGGUUGCUAGAGAUGGGAUAAGUCAAUCUGCAAUGGGGUAGUCUACGAUGUUUCUCACAUACUUCACGGAGUGAUACCAUGGUUGCUAGAGAUGGGAUAAGUCAAUCUCCCAUGGGGUAGUCUACGAUGUUUCUCACAUACUUCACGGGGUGAUACCAUUGUUGCUAGGGAUGGGGUAAGUCAAUCUCCCAUGGGGUAGUCUCCGAUGUUUCUCACAUACUUCACGGGGUGAUACCAUUGUUGCUAGGGAUGGGAUAAGUCAAUCUCCCAUGGGGUAGUCUACGAUGUUUCUCACAUACUUCACGGGGUGAUACCAUUGUUGCUAGAGAUGGGAUAAGUCAAUCUCCCAUGGGGUAGUCUACGAUGUUUCUCACAUACUUCACGGGGUGAUACCAUGGUUGCUAGGGAUGGGGUAAGUCAAUCUCCCAUGGGGUAGUCUCCGAUGUUUCUCACAUACUUCACGGAGUGAUACCAUGGUUGCUAGGGAUGGGAUAAGUCAAUCUCCCAUGGGGUAGUCUACGAUGUUUCUCACAUACUUCACGGAGUGAUACCAUGGUUGCUAGGGAUGGGAUAAGUCAAUCUGCCAUGGGGUAGACUACGAUGUUUCUCACAUACUUCAAGGAGUGAUACCAUUGUUGCUAGGGAUGGGAUAAGUCAAUCUGCCAUGGGGUAGUCUACGAUGUUUCUCACAUACUUCACAGGGUGAUACCAUUGUUGCUAGGGAUGGGAUAAGUCAAUCUCACAUCUCACAUGGAGUAUGGAAAGAAAGCUGGCACCACUCACAAUAACAUAACGUCAUCAUUAUACAAUGUAUGUAUUAUGUAUUUUAACCACAUCAUAAAUUAAUAACAUCAUCAAUUUCCAUGCAGAUUCCAUGGGACAUUGAUGAUGGCACAAUUUCUAAGGUAUAGGCCCAUGUAAAAUUCUGUUAAAUAUCAUAUACACACAUCUCUCAACCCCUUUAACAUAUUUAGUUAAAUGUGUCAUAGUUAGGUGGCAUUGAGUUCUUCAAGAGGUAUUGGUGGUCAUCAAUCAGUGUAAAGGAUCAAAAUUCACACUUGACUACAUUUGAAGAAAAAAAAAUGUAGAUGUUUCAGAAGUUGACAGUUUACACGAUAUUGUGACAACACAAAGUUCUACAUUCGAUUGUAGAGGUCAUCAGUUAAGGUUAAAGGGUGAAAGGUCAGACUUAACCACAUUUGAUGUGAAUAUCUGGUUCACAGAUUUUUCUGAUGUUGCAUUUUCAUCGAUUGCUAUCUCAAGAAUAAUAGAAUUGUAAUUCUUUUUUGAUGUUGAAAUAUUUUAACAAAACAGCAUCUUCCACCUUGAGUGUGUCCAAGAUCUCACUUCAUUGUCCACAUCUCAAGUUAUGUCUGCUUUAAAUGUACAAAGAUAUUGGAGAACAAUCUGAACAGAUAAUUAUUUAGGUUAAGAUGGCAGAUAUACAGGUUAAGAUGGCAGACGCUCACUCUAUUGCUAAAGGUCAAAGUAUUUAAGAUUUGGUAAGGAAUCUCCACAGACAUACAGUAUGUACUAUUACCAGAAGGUGCACAAUGAAGUAUUUCUAUAACCUCUCUUAAAUGGAGGUCAAAUGUCAAAAUGGUUUUGUUCAGCUUUGUGGUGAAAAAUUCCAAGUCCUGACAAAGUCUUCAGCUGUCUCAGGUUGUGCACACUUGUAGGUCACAUGUCAAAGACACCACUCAAUUAACUCUCAGUGUUGAUUCCGUCAUGCAACAAGCUAAGCACAUUUCUCGAUUGGAUAAAACCUUACUGGGAUCUUCUAGCCUUUAAAAACUGGAGAUUCAGUGAAGAUCUGGGAACUGGCUGCCAAAGAAUAUGCUAACAUACUUGGUCUUCCAAGCAGCUGACUAGCUUUCUUUUAGAAAUUCUUCAUGUCUGUUAUGGAAGGAUCAGAUCGAUCCAAAGUACAGCUUUACUUUUGUCUUUUCAUGGAACAAAAUCACAACUGAUCAUUUGUCAGAUAGAGGUAUCUUGUAGAGCAUCACAUUGAAAAUCAGUUUGAUAACUCUUAAUGUUUUUUUUUAAAGACCUUAGAUGUAAUGCUUUGGUAGUGGUUGUCUCACAAUGUGAUUGAUGACAUCAUUGUUUUAAUAGUCCUUAUAAAUAUACAAAUUAUUCAUAUCAUUUACACAUUUUGAUGGAUUUCAGAGCAUUUCAUUGAGCUUUUUAUGAAAAAAUAGUUUGCGAAGAUAUAUUUUUGUCAAAAAACAAAGUUAAGUAAUGUGUAAACGUCCAUUUUUAUACAGUUUCUGGUUUUCUGCAGUAUUUUAUACACAAAACUUAAGACCAAUAUGCUUAUACUAUUAUCUAUUUAUAAAGAUAAAAUGGUGUACAUGACAUUUGUAAAGAAAAGAUGUAUGAUACAUGGUUAGUGACAGCAGUAUACUUAAAUGCGGUUAGUAUUUUCACAACUUGAAGUGUAGUUUACUGAUCAUGUUCACAAUGAUUCCCUCCAAUUUGUAUUAAUGAGUGAAGUGUAGGGAGUGUGGACAUCACAGCUCUGUAUGAUGUACCUUUUAUAUAUAUGUUUUGUACACAUUGUUCAGUUUUUUGUCCGAUAGGUUAAACCUCAAAGCCCGAGAACAAUUGUCCCCUCAGAGGUUUUGUUUAUUUGGAUUCUGUUGUCGUCAGUAAUAAAUUAAACCUCAUCCCUGAAAUCCUUUGUCCCCAAGAAGGUUUUGUUUAUUUAGAAUUCUGUUGUCGUCAGUGAUAGAUUAAACCUCAAACCCUGAGAACAAUCAUUCCCACUUAGGCACAGGUCAGGUUUCCUUGGUUUUUUAGCUUACUUGGCCCAAAGGCGGCAUCCGUCUGUCUGUCAACAUUUGCUUUAAAUCGCUACUAGUUAUAAAAGACUGAAUGGAUUUUAACCAAAUUUGAUCAGAAAGAUCCUUGGGGGAAGGGGAAUAGAUUUUGUAUUAAUGACAAUUCUGACCCCAAAGGGGCGAGAGGGUUGGGGCCCAAUAGGAGAAAUAUUGGUAAUUCCUUUAAAUCGCUACUAGUCAUAAAGUUAUGAAUGGAUAUGAGCCUACGUCAGUCAGAAGCAUCCUUAGAGGAAGGGGAACAAAUUUUGCAUAAAUGUUAACUCAAAGGAGAUCUAAUAUUGUAAAAAUGGAGGGUAUGUGUCCCUUGGAACUGGAAAUAGGGGUUGGGGCCUUUGUUGGAAGAUGCAGCAUUGCCAUGAUAACUGAAAUAUCCAGGUGGGCUAUGCAGGCCCUCUGUGCCUCUUGUCUUUUAUUGAGAUUAUUGAGAUUAUUUACUGUUGUAUGAGUUGAAAACUUCGUUAAUGCAUUGAGUUUUAUUUGUAUCUGUUAGGUAUGAUAAGAACAAACAAUUCUGUAAAGUCCAUGGUUUCUACAGCAUUGAACAGUAAGUGCAGCCAUUUUUGUAUCUAUAUAUUUAAAUGUUAACAAGUGUGGUUUAGAAGAUUUUACCCUAUGUUGUUAUUGUAUUAAAACAGUAACAUGCAUCCUUGACUUCAUGCUAUAUUGAGUGACACAUUUGGUUUUUCACAAACUCUUCAGUUGGUAACUAAAACAGUCCAUAGGCAUGCUACUCUUCAAGUCAAAACUGUAAAUCAUAGAUAUAUUUGCUGUAAAAUGCUUCCUUUUUAAUUGGUCCCCAUGACAACUUAGAACUGUAUUGUGAAGAUUUUUAUACAGUACAUUAAGAAGUUGGGUAUUGGUAUGUACUGUACUUUGUGUUUAUAAAUUAUGGAGUUGUACUAAUCAGUAUUAGUGUGUAGACCUUGAACUGUCAGAAGCAAUUCUUAAUAUUAGUUUGUUUGUAUGUUGUCUAUCUCUUAUUUAGUUGCGUAAGAUGCAAACUUGUUAACAUCCUCAAUACUUCAGAGGUUACAUUCAGUUUCACUUUCUGCAACCUUGGAAUAUGUCAUAGCAAAAUCGAUGGUACACAAGUAGCUAUUUGAUUGGUGUCCGGGAAACAAAACUGACCAAUGGCCAAGCUGAUGCGUUUCUUUUGAAGAUGACAGAGUGGCAAUAACCAAGCUCAAAUCCAGUCAAUUUAACUGUAUGCCAACCUGAGAUUCAUUUUGAUCACAUCCGAGGAUUUCUCCGUGACAUUAUACCAGGAGGGCAAAGAACGAAAGUGUACUUUUAACACCUGGAAUUUUGAGGAUGCAAGUUUACAAGAAUAGUAGUUGUUUGUUGUAGUUGUAUGGAAGUUUCACACUGAGUGAAUGAUUUAUAAUAUGAAGUACAACAAAAUUGUGUUGAUGAGUAAAUUUAAGUAAGUAUUAAUGUUAACUAUAAAACUUGAUUCAUAUAAAAAAUAAAUUAUUUCCAAAUAAAAAAGAAAAUUGA